This is a messenger RNA of Cryptococcus wingfieldii CBS 7118, 1017 nucleotides long. RefSeq lists its product as hypothetical. The transcript is spliced from 10 exons. NCBI's taxonomy places the organism in Eukaryota, Fungi, Basidiomycota, Tremellomycetes, Tremellales, Cryptococcaceae. The coding region runs from base 1 to 1017 and encodes 338 amino acids. The record is from RefSeq and is a predicted model, not a curated record.
AUGCGGCCCUUCCUCACCACCCUCGCGGUCCUCGCCGCCGCCACCUCCAUCCACGCCCUCGCCAGGGAAGACUACCUCAGCGCUACCGAGAACUUCAUCCAGCAGUAUCUCUCACCCAACAACGAAAAGGUCGCGCACAGUAUCAACAGUACACUGUUUGCUGAGAAUGUUACUGGCACCGUGGAUAUACUGCGCACCUCAUCUUCCCUCGAGCUGACCACCUCGCCUCCUGCUUUCAGCUUUGACGGGCGUGAACUGGCAACGGAAUACCUUUUCGGCUUCUUUGUCGGCCAAGCGAAAGAUGCCACUGACCCGUCUCCGUACGGUAUCCCCGUCUCUUACAAGUACUCGGCAUUGAUGAUCCAAGAACCCUACGUCCAAGCUUCCGUCAAGUUCGGCUUCUACUACCCGGUACUCAACACUACCGUGCCAGUGCAGAUCGACAUCUGGUUCUUGUUCAACGACAACUUGGAAGUGCAGCAGUACGAUCUCGUUCUCCGCCGAGCCGCUUGGGCAUUCGAAGACCUCGCACCCUACCUAACCCCCUUCAUGGCCGCCCGCCUCUCCCUCCCCCAAAACACCUCCCAGCCCACCAUCCUCCGCUCCUACUUUACCCAAAAAAUCUGUUCCACCGCCCUCUCCUACUGCAACGGCACCAACCAGCAAUACUCCUCUUUUGAAGACUGCGAAGAACAGCUGGGAGGGAAGGAUCUGGGCGAGUGGUUUAGGGCGGGGGAUGAUAAUUUGGUGUGUAGGAAUUUGCAUGUGCCGAUGGUGCCGUUGAGACCCCAGGUGCAUUGUGAGCAUGUGGGGCCUAGUGGGGGGGAUAUGUGUAUUCCUAGGAACUAUUCGCAAGUGGUACUCGACGAACACUUCCCAGCUGGCUUUUUGGCUCAACAGCCGCAUCAAGUAUCUGGCGACGCUUCCUCCUCUCCUUCUUCUCCUUCUCCACCCACAGACGACGAUGAGGAGGAUGGGGACGAUGACGAAGAGUGGAAGAGGCAGGAGGAAGAGUAG